This is a messenger RNA of Symbiodinium necroappetens, 294 nucleotides long. The record is from the annotation of a GenBank genome assembly. NCBI's taxonomy places the organism in Eukaryota, Dinophyceae, Suessiales, Symbiodiniaceae.
AUGAAGGCUCGAAGUCUAGAGACCAACGCCAUCGGUCUUGGUCGGCUGAUCUCCUGCUUGGAGCACGACCACACCAACGAGUCCGCUUCGCUUCAACGAGAAGUUGAUCUCUUACAUGAUCUGCGCGGCCCAGGUGGACUGCAGCCAGCAGCAUUGACCGUGGCUGCUUGUCGCGUCGCAGUGGAGACGGGGCAGGCAGCCGAUGCCUUGAAGCUAGUCCGAAACCUGGCGAGAGUUCGCCAACCAGGCCCUUGGCACCGAGUGUGGAUUGCCUGUGGUGGUGAAGUGGAGUAG